Messenger RNA from Tremella mesenterica DSM 1558, 1203 nucleotides. RefSeq lists its product as uncharacterized. The transcript is spliced from 8 exons. The record is from RefSeq and is a predicted model, not a curated record. Gene Ontology annotation, molecular function: magnesium ion transmembrane transporter activity. Gene Ontology annotation, cellular component: plasma membrane. Gene Ontology annotation, biological process: intracellular magnesium ion homeostasis; magnesium ion transmembrane transport. The coding region runs from base 1 to 1203 and encodes 400 amino acids. Lineage: Eukaryota; Fungi; Basidiomycota; Tremellomycetes; Tremellales; Tremellaceae.
AUGAGACGAGUGGAGUCAAAUUUAAGAGGAGCGGAUGGUUUUGUUCCUUACACCGAUAAUCAAAGAGGACACGAUAGUCCAUAUCGAUUUUCCUUUUAUUCAAGUGCUAUGAACGUCACUAUACACGCUCGCACCAUGGCGGACCUUCCGGACGAAGGGCAGAAUUUUGAGGAUUUAUUCAAAGGACGUGGUGGUGAAACGGCCAAUCGGAGCGGUCAUGGCACAGAUGGUGCCAGACAUGAAUAUGAUCCUGAGAAUCAUACCUGGUGGUUGGAUGUGCUUUCUCCCACGGACGACGAGAUGCGCAUGUUGUCGAAAGCUUUUGGCAUUCAUCCCCUUACCACAGAGGAUAUCUUGUUGGAAGAAACUCGCGAGAAAAUCGAGUUGUUCAGAACUUAUUAUCUCGUCUGUUUCCGUUCUUUCGAUCAAGAUCCAUAUUCUCAAACAUACCUCGAGCCUCUCAACAUGUAUAUCAUUGUUUUCAGGGAGGGAACAUUGUCGUUCCACUUCAGAGGUACACCCCAUCCACAGAACGUACGUCGGCGAAUCAAACAAUUGGACGAUUUCGUCCUUGCUACUUCGGAUUGGAUUUCCUACGCUCUCAUCGACGACAUCACCGAUGCGUUCGGACCUCUUAUCCAAAGUAUCGAAUAUGAAGUAGAUAGUAUUGAUGAGUUGGUGUUGAUUCUGAAAGAUGCAGAGCAGAGUGAUAUGUUGCGGCGCAUUGGUACUUGUCGAAAGAAAGUCAUGGGUCUUCUUCGAUUGAUGGGCAAUAAAGCGGAUGUGGUCAAGGGGCUGGCCAAAAGAUGCACCGAACAAUGGGUCAUUGCUCCAAAGUCGGACAUUGGAUUGUAUCUCUCAGAUAUCCAGGAUCACUUGAUCACCAUGACUCAAAACUUGAAUCACUACGAGAAGAUUUUAUCUCGAUCACAUUCGAAUUAUCUGGCGCAGAUAUCUAUCGAGAUGACAGAUGCGAAUAAUCAGAUUAACGAUGUUUUGAGUAAACUCACUGCGUUGGGUACUGUCUUGAUUCCGAUGAAUUUGGUCACCGGUUUAUGGGGUAUGAACGUUCAUGUUCCUGGGCAAGACAUCGAAUCAGGGUACGCAUGGUUCGGAGGAAUACUUGGUUGUCUAUGUGCUUUUGCUAUUUUGGGGGCGUUUGCGACUGUGAGUUUUUUUGUAUCGAUCACCACGAGGCGGUGA